Molecule: messenger RNA, 812 nt
Organism: Salvelinus sp. IW2-2015
Lineage: Eukaryota; Metazoa; Chordata; Actinopteri; Salmoniformes; Salmonidae
Source: RefSeq, a predicted model, not a curated record
GUCCAUUAAACCUGACUUUGUCCUGAUGAGGCAGCAUGCCUAUAGCAUGGCCCACAAUGAGGACUUCAGGAACAUGAUCAUCGGCCUGCAGUACGCAGGAGUCCCCAGCAUCAACUCACUGGAGUCCAUCUACAGCCUCUGUGACAAGCCCUGGGCGUUUGCCCAGCUGAUUGCCACCUGUAAGAAGCUAGGCCCUGACAAGUUCCCUCUGAUCGACCAGACCUUCUACCCAAACCACAAGGACAUGAUCUCCAUGCCUUUCCCUGUGGUGGUGAAGAUAGGACACGCACACUCUGGAAUGGGAAAGGUAAAGGUGGAUAAUCUGAGUGACUUCCAGGACAUAGCCAGUGUGGUAGCCAUCACUCAGACUUACACCACCACAGAACCCUUCAUAGAUGCCAAGUACAACAUCAGGGUCCAGCGGAUUGGCAGCGAUUAUAAGGCUUACAUGCGGACCUCCAUCUCUGGGAACUGGAAGAGCAACACAGGAUCAGCCAUGCUGGAACAGGUGGCCAUGACAGACAAGUACAAGCAGUGGGUGGACAUCUGCUCAGAGAUCUUUGGAGGUCUAGAGAUCUGUGCAGUCAAAGCCAUCUGUGGAAAGGAUGGGAAGGACUACAUCACUGAGGUUGUGGGUUCCUCCAUGCAGCUGAUCGGAGAGCACCAGGCAGAGGACAGGCAGCUCAUCUCUGAUCUGGUGCUGACUAAGAUGAACCAGGCUCAGCCAAGGACGGCCGCUCGCUCUCCUGUUCAGAGACCGAAGGAAGUGGCAGAGCCAACCAAGAACCCCGGACAGUGGCGCCAAUCUCAAG